CAGGUCUCUUUCUCUUCGAAUACCGUUUAACCUUAGCUCCUCUCUAAAUUCUAACGACAUACACCGGCCCCCUGCCCAAGCAGGGUCUCUUUCCAAUCACCAUGUCCCUCUCAAGCACGCGUCAAGCCUCAUCAGACACUUUCCUUCCCGCGUCCCGGUCCGUCCCCUUAAUAGUCCUGGUACUCGAUAGUAAAGGAAGCCCUCCGAGAACUAUCACCUUCCUCCAUCGGAGGCCGUGCCGCUACCACGAACACGGCAAAUUAUCCGAGCACGUUCGCCACUGAUUGGCCCACAACAGCAUCCUCGGGAGACAGCCGUCAUUCCAUGCGGAGAAACCAUGCGAUGGUCAUAUAGAAAACCAGG
Messenger RNA from Trematosphaeria pertusa, 363 nucleotides. RefSeq lists its product as uncharacterized. The transcript has a single exon. NCBI's taxonomy places the organism in Eukaryota, Fungi, Ascomycota, Dothideomycetes, Pleosporales, Trematosphaeriaceae. The coding region runs from base 102 to 284 and encodes 60 amino acids. The record is from RefSeq and is a predicted model, not a curated record.